AUGGCAGAAGAACAGAGGAGGCUCGAAGCCCUAGUUAGGAGUUUGGAGGAACGUGAGAGGUAUGUGGAUAUGAAUAGUCGACUUGAGAAUGUAGGGUUGGGGUCUGACAAACACAUUAGGGCCAUUGAAGAUGAACGAAGAGCCCUUGAAGCGGAACGAACAGCCCUUGAAGAGAAAGCGAGAGCGGAUGAAGAAAAGAGCAGGCAUCGCGACGAGUUACUCCGAGACACGACGUUUAUCGAAUUGAUUCGACAAUGCCAUGAGUCUCUUUCGAAGUCCAUGACACUCGGAACCAAGUCUAAAUGUACAAGAGGGCCACCACAUGAGGCCACUGGCAAGGUCUGCCCGGAUCGAUUCGAGCACUGGUCAGAGUUUUCGCGCAAGCAGGAUGAUAUAUAUAGUGCUGUUUGCAAAUUUCUCGAGCCAACUGACAAUGAUGAAAAGCGCCUCUUUGAUUCGAUAGAUUCCAUCGAAGUCUCUGGGAAACAUAUAAAAAAGAAUGAGAUAACUAGUGAAAAGGAUAUAGAACUCUUUGAGCGCUUUGCGGUGGAAAACCAUGUUGUCAGCAUUAUUGCCGAGCUCAGCAAAAUCCCUGCUGCCCGUGAAUAUUUCCACUUGAACUUUGAGGGUAUCAAAUACAUGAACCACCUUUCCAAUCUCAGAUCAUUCAUGAAGGUUCUAUGUAAGGAGAGAGGAGUUACACUGCCGAUCACUUCCAAACCUGACUCGGUCUGCCUAUGGUACGAUGAGGAGGGAGAAAGGCUAGUCUUGACAGGGGAAUACAAACCGCCCCACAAGUUACCCAUGGAUACCCUUCGCGCAGGCUUGAGGACGCAUAACUUCUACGAGGAAAUUGUUGGGAGCCAUACUAUCCCAACGGAAGAAACAGAAAGGAUGAAAUAUAAGGCAGCCCGCCUGGCAGGCUCGGCGAUAGUCCAGGAAUAUCAUACAAUGAUAUUGCUAGGGCUGGAGUACGGGUAUGUGACCACUGGUUUGGGGAUAGUUCUCCUGCGGGUACCUUACGACAACCCACAAACUCUGCAAUUCCACCUUUGCGAGCCCCAUAUGGAGGUCGAUCAAGGGGGUGACAAGUGGUUCUUACGGCCUUUGACCGCCAUUGCACGAGUGCUAUGUUUAACACUUAUGGGCUUUGGAUCGCAGCCCCGUGGCGUUGAAUGGUCCGCUAAGACAAAGCCCACGCUGGAAACCUGGAUCACAAGUUUUGACUUGACGUAUAUCAGUCAAAACAAAGGGGAAAAAGCACCAAGUGAUCCUUCAGACAAAACAUUCAUCCCCCCCAGAAAGAGCAAAGUUGCGGCAUCCGCAGGAAGAGGCAAAACUACCCGUUCACGAGCUCGCUGCAGCGAAAACCACAUGAAAUCCAAGCGAGAGGAUACAACAGACCCUGAUGCCGACUCAGCCCCAGGACAAAAACGUCGCUUGAUGGAUACCAUAUCUUCUGCAUUACCUGCCACUGAGAAACGCUCAAAGCGUCCCAAAUAUGCAGGAGGUGGAUCCAAGAGUCGCCAGCGUCAGAGCCUACCAUUCUGCACGCAAAAUUGCCUCCGUGGCUUAAAAAGACGUGGCAAACUGGACAAAAAUUGUCCAAACUUCAAGCUUCACCAGGAGAAUGGGUCAACCCAUCACCGUACAAACACCCGUGGGUUGGCCAAGUUGAUCAAGGCUGCAAUAGAUGAGUGUCUUGACCGUGCAGAACCGAUGGGAGGCUGCGGCCUGUCUGGUGCACCGUUUAAACUCACCUGCGUCAGGUAUGGAUAUACCAUUGUUGGCAAAGGUACCACCUGCUACCUUUGGCCCCAGUUGGAAUAUGAAGCCGAUAUUUACCGAAUGCUUGAGCCUGUGCAGGGAUUCGCAGUCCCAGUAUAUAUCGGAAAGAUUGACUUGCGCAGGAUGUACUUCCUUCUCGGGGCGGGGCCUAUCAGACACAUGCUACUCAUGGGAUGGGGUGGAGAGAGUAUUGACGAGGUCGAGAUUGACAGCCAAAUUCUACGACAAAGUGUAACUGAGUCCGCUAAAGAUAUCCAGUCUCUUGGCGUUCAACACCAAGACCUUGGAUCAGGCAAUAUUCUCUGGAACUCGGAGCUGAGUCGGGCCAUGAUUAUUGACUUUCAUUUGUGCACAUUCGGCAUGGAAUUGAACUCCCAAAUGGAAAUGAUCGAGAAUGAUCAGGAGCGCCGGCAUUGUGAAUACCAUGGCCAGCAUAUGGGUCUCCUCUACUAG
Molecule: messenger RNA, 2241 nt
Organism: Aspergillus costaricaensis CBS 115574
Lineage: Eukaryota; Fungi; Ascomycota; Eurotiomycetes; Eurotiales; Aspergillaceae
Exons: 4
Coding region: 1-2241 (746 amino acids)
Source: RefSeq, a predicted model, not a curated record